GGAGGAGGUGGACGAGGAGGAGAUGGACAAGGAGGAGGUGGACGAGGUGGUGGUGGACGAGGAGGAGGUGGACGGAGACGCGUUGAGGAGCAGGCUCGAGGCCGUGCAGCGGGAGUUGGUUGCCUCCAAGCUGAAGCUCGUGCAGGCCGAGUGCACGAUCCAGGACCUGCAGCAUCGCCUCUCCGUCACCCGUAACGAGCUGGGCGCCAAACGCAUCUCACGCUUUUUCACUCGACCUCAAAGCUCCACCACCUAGCGCUGAACACCCCCCCCCGCCCCAACACCCGCGAUGGUACAGUCCCAAUAGGUCGGCGUACAUUGUGGGUCGUGCCAAGUGUGGGCUGUGCCAAGUGUGGGCUCCAUUGAGGGGGAUUUUUAACUUAAUUCAGUUUAACUUCCAGGAUUUUGUGUAAAUUAUUAUACCCCCCCCCCCCCAGUCGCAUAUAUUUUAAUGGUAUCGUCUCAUUAGCUCGAGUUGCUGGGUGGGAUGUACUAACUUUAUGAAUGAAUAUUCUGGGGGGGCGGGGGGGGUAGAGGCAAUGAUUUUAUAUCCCUCCCACAAGAGCUUAAAUCCACUUUGGGCAAUAGUAAGCUGGUUGUUUUUUUUCUUUGAGAGGGAGUUUUGUUUAAAAAGUCUUGAGUACCCCCCCAUAAUGCUCCAGUAAUGGUAGAGUCCUACUCGGUAAACCUAUGCACGGACCAUACCAAUGUUCAAUACUUAGCAACGAAGGGAUGGGGGGGGGGUUACCCUGCAUUAGUUAAAAUAUUUUAGCUAUUUAACUCCAAUAAUGAUGCAGUCUUCUUGUGCAAGUAGCCAAACGUCUGUUUACUUAAAAUGUUUUCCCCUUGUUAGCCGAAUCGCGGCGUCCGUCGUUACGAUUCUGAAACUAAUUCUAAAUAUCGCGAGCGAAGCUACUUUUUACGGGCACCGCCAGGGCCAAUCAGGAGCCGGCAUUUUAGUCACGCGGUGCCCUCUGAGCCAAUGCGACGCCGCCUAUUAGAACGAGACCACAGAACUGCAAUUUACUUGAGAUUGUUAUAAUAAUGUUGAUUAAUUAUGAUCAUUGUUUUGUCGGUUAACUGAGGCGUAUCGAUGUGUAUGUAUUUUUGCUGUUGUUGCCGAUGCACGAAUGUUAAUUUAAACUUGUGUGUGUCCUUGCAUUAAACCGCUGCUGAGGAAGUAUCUCUUUGAGAUUUCAGGGCGAAAGCGCAG
Molecule: messenger RNA, 1213 nt
Organism: Petromyzon marinus (sea lamprey)
Lineage: Eukaryota; Metazoa; Chordata; Hyperoartia; Petromyzontiformes; Petromyzontidae
Source: RefSeq, a predicted model, not a curated record